Molecule: messenger RNA, 804 nt
Organism: Fusarium coffeatum
Lineage: Eukaryota; Fungi; Ascomycota; Sordariomycetes; Hypocreales; Nectriaceae
Exons: 1
Coding region: 1-804 (267 amino acids)
Source: RefSeq, a predicted model, not a curated record
AUGGUAUACCUUUAUCCUACUGGCGAUGCUGAUUGCAUCACUGCCUACCUUGCCACGGACUUUACAGACAAUGAGUUGAAAGAGCUCAAGAUAGCCUUCGAAUUUGGCGCUUGUUCACGAUUCGAUCCUCUACUUGAACUCAAGAUCGUCCGAGCACCUGAAGACUAUUUGGGAAAAUCACACCGAUACAUACGCGCCCGAGAAAAUGAUGCCGGCCGAGAAGAUGCUUUCGCUCUCAUUGACGAUGAAGCCAAAGAAAGAGGCGGAAUAUGGUACAUUGAUCGAUUCGCGGAAGAAGAUCAAGUUGAAAACGAGACAGCUGAGAGUACCGACGUCGUCAUCAAGAUUUUGAUCCAGCCCGUGCCUUUUGCUCUAGCUGCAGUAAACUACCGUAUUGCGAAUAUGUCAGUUGAAGAGGACCUCGAAACCUGCGGCGUAGAGUUUCCUCUCAAAAACGAUUUCCAUCAGCCGGAGGUGCUGGAUGAUCGGGGAAUGGACUUUGAUGCUCAGCAGAGGUCUUACUCCGCGCGGAUUACAGCGGAACCUGGCGAGUUUGAAGAGAGCACUGAUGAUCAGGAUCGGAGUGGUUUCUUGCCUCGUCCCGAUAAGGUUGUGAGACUUAAAGAAGAGGUUGCGCGAUCCAUUGGCGUGGUUAGCAGGUGGACAUGGCCCAGUAAACCGGAACCAGCUGAGAAUGACGAUGGAACGAAGAUAAAGUUUCCUCCUGGAAGUGUUCAGCUGCAGCAGAACUACAAUCCCGACUUUCCUUGGCCGGAGUACGAGUGGCCGGAUGGGUCACUGUGA